AUGCCGAAAAGAAAAAAAAACAAAAGGUCUCAAAAGACACAGUCUCAAGAAACUGAAAGUCAAAACGUUAAUUACAAGAAAAACAUUGAAUACCCCACAUUUACAGAUAAUACGCAGAUAUUUGAAAGUCCAACGUCUACAAGUAGUACGCAGAUAUUUGAAAGUCCAACGUUUACAGGUAUUACGCAGAUAAUUGAAAGUCCAACAUUUACAGAUGAAUCACAGAAAGACAAAAAUCCGACUAAUGAUAUCCAGACCAUUGACUGUUUAGCACUUACGUAUAGUACUCAAGAAAAACCAAGUCCUACAUUAAGAUAUGCCAACAACGAACAUACUGGGUCCGGCCAAGCCAAACGUAGAAGAAAAAAUACUGAUUACACACAGACUAAGCAAAUACGAAAUACUGAGAGCCACAGAGCCACUCGUCAGAUUCCCGUCAUUAUACAGGCAGAGCAACAACGCAACACGCAGGCUCAUCGCUUAGCUCGUGAAAACCCUAUCUUCCGGGAUACAGAACAGCAGCGGGACACGCAGGCUCGCCGUGAAGCUCGAGAAAACCCUAUCUUCCGGGAUACAGAACAGCAGCGAAAUACGCAUGCUCACCGCAUAGCUCGGGAAAACCCAGUCUUCCGUGAUAUAGAGCAACGGCGUGAUACCCAGGCUCACCAAAUAGCUCGCAAAGAUCCACAUUAUUCACAAAUUGAACGAGCUAGAGACACCAGAGCUCGACAAUCGGCGCGUUGUAAUUCUAUUAAUGAUUGGGAUAAUGUUAAACGAAAAUAUUUUAAUAACACCAAGGAAGGAUACAAUCAUCCUUGUUCAUGUUGUGGUAGACUAUGGCACAAAAAUUCUGUAAGGAAACUAAUAAAGCAUUCUAUUUCGACUAAAUAUAAUGCAGAAUUCGCGUUAAGUGUAUUUAAUUUAAAUCCUUGUGAUGAAUCUGCUGAGUUUUGCUGUACGUGUGCUAAAUAUAUAACUCAAGGGCGAAUGCCACGAUUAGCAAUAGCUAAUGGAUUGAAGUUUCCAGAUAUUCCGGAUGUUUUGAAUAAAUUAACUUCAAUGGAGGAGAGAUUAGUAAGUCCUCGUCACGUAUUUUUGAAAAUAGUUCGUAGAGGCCAGGGAUUAGGAUAUCAGCAUGGUUUAUCAGGAAAUGUUAUUAAUGUACCUGUAAAAAUUAAUAACAUGGUAAAAGCUUUGCCUCGGUCGAUAAAUGAUGACAAUGUCAUCACUGUAGAGUUGAAGCGUAAAUUCUGUUAUAAACAUGGUCGAAAAGAACAAGUCCGCCCGGAAAUCAUACGGAGAGCAGCGGAAUAUUUAGUAACGUGUGAUCUGUUUCGGACAUAUGGUAUAGAACUUGAAGGUUCAUGGACAAAUAAUGAAACUGAAGACACUGUCGAAUGUACCUGUAGUUCACCUGAGCAGGAGAGCAAUGUUGAUGAGAUCCCCGAUGUAAAUCCUGGUGGCACAGAAACUCUGUUAGAUGAAAACCAAGACCUAUCAAUAGUUAUGGCUCCAGGAGAAGGUGAAAGGCCAAUUUCCUUGCUUUUUGAUCGACAUCUGGAAGAGCUGGCUUUCAUAAAAGUACAUUGCGCUAUUGAGCGAAAAUACCUCGUGAACUUAAGUCAUUCUGAAGUCACACGUUCAGAAAUUUCCAGAAAUGACAGGCGAGCUGUAAGACCUGAUUACCUAUUUACUGCCCUGAAAAAGCAACAAACUAUUGCCGUCAAAAAUAAUGUUACGACCUGUUUACGCAAAAAAACUGUCCGAGGUGCCCCUGUAUUUGCAUGCAAUGUGCUUCAAAAUAAUUUUGUUGACAAUUUAGUUCAACAUGACGAUGGGUAUCGUGUUCUUGGAGGAAUUAGAAAUUCUCCUGCUCACUGGGAAAGUGAAAAGAAAAAGUUGUUGGCAAUGGUUAGACAGUUCGGUGUUCCCACUUUAUUUUUAACUAUAUCUGCUGCUGAAGUACAAUGGAUUCCAUUAUUAAUUUUGCUUAGUGAAGUAGUUGAUAAGAAAAAACUUACUGAGCUUGAAGCGGAAAACUUGCCAUACGAUACAAAAACUCGCCUUAUACAAUCCGAUCCGUUCAUUUGCGCCACAUAUUUUGAAAUCAAAUUAAAAGAAAUUCAAAAAACCUGGUCCUGUUCAUCUGGACCUUUCUUAAAUUAUAAAAUCACACACUUUUAUUAUCGCAUUGAAUUUCAGCAUAGAGGAUCGCCUCAUGCUCAUAUGAUGUUAUGUGAGAUCUCUGCUCAAGAGGCAAUCUAUGUACUGACUGGUUUACCGCUGUCACGAGCUAGUGAAGCUGCAAUGUACAUAAACACUAGUUUGCCACAAGAGCGAGUGCAUAUUUUAAAAAGUUACCUUGAAUUGCAAAGCCUCGAACCUGAUUCUUCCGAUAUAUUCCAAAAGGGUAUUAUUGAUUAUUAUUCAAAACGACCACUAUCGUUAGAAAACAUAAGUCUUUCCCAUUUUGUAGCAUAUUACACCUAUUCCAAAAAAACUCAUUCAGCUAGUUCAAUAGAAACUCUCAAUGACAGUUCUCAAGCAAUUAAUUAUUCCCAGGCUGUUGAAGAAGUUGAAGCGGAAGGGAAUUGGAUUCCUUUGCAAGAUAAUUUAGGAUACAUACGGAAAAGAACUAAAACUCGAGUAAUACGAUUUCGCCGGUACAGUUACAUUGAUGAUCCAGACAAUUUCUAUAGGGAACAGAUAAUGCUAUACAUCCCUUGGCGAAGCGAGGAGGAAGAAUUACUAAAUCCCAACAUAAAUAUAAAGGACAUAUUUGACGAGUAUAAAGAAAGAAUAAAGGCCGAAAGUAAACAAUUCAAUAAACUAGGUGAUGCUGAAAUGUUUGAAACAUUGCUAACAGAAAUAAGAAAUGUAGAAUUAAUAAACGAAGAAGAAGAUUUGCAAGGAAGAGGAGUCAACGUGGAUGUAUUUGAAGGCUUUGAAUUUGAGACGCAAACAGUAGAUAUAGCAGAAGAACUCAUUCCAGGCGGUAAUCCCGGGCCGCAAUUGUGUGGUGACCCCUCAACUUUCAUUGCGCAACCACCUGUCUUGUCCCAUGACGAUUUUUUGAUUCUUACUAGAAAACUAAAUGAUGCUCAAAGAGACACGUUGUUUCAUAUUUAUCAACACUUUUCCAUUACUUCUCCACAUCCACUAUAUUUAUUUAUCAGUGGUGGGGCUGGCGUUGGCAAAAGUAUUCUGAUUAAAGCAAUUUAUCAAUGCCUAACUCUCUUAUUUAACAGAGAAGCUGGUAGUAAUCCCGAUGAAUUAAAAAUACUUUUAACAGCUUUUACCGGUAAAGCUGCAUUCGGAAUAGGAGGGCAAACAAUCCAUAGCGCACUUGGACUUCCAGUGUCUCAAGCGGGCAAUAUUUUACCAGAGCUGUCACCAAGUGUGGCCAAUACUCUGGCCACAAAACUAGCAAAACUACGUUUAAUUGUAAUUGAUGAAAUUUCAAUGCUAGGAUCCAGGACAUUCCAUCAAAUAAAUCGUAGACUUCAGCAAAUAUUUCAUUCUUCUACCUUCUUUUCUGGAAUUUCAGUGAUAGUAGUUGGAGACUUCAGACAAUUACCACCUGUUGGCGACAACUGGGUGUUUCAAGCUAAUUCUCGAAAUCCUUUAGCAGAAAUAGCAGGUACGCCGCUUUGGGAUUUAUUUGUACUGACAGAGCUUAAAGAAAUAAUGCGUCAAAGGGAUGAUGUUGCCUUUGCAACGGCAUUAAAUAAUAUGGCUAGUGGAUGUAUGUCACCUGAAGAUGUCAAUUUAAUUGAAGGUCGGUGCUUUAGUAAAUCAUCACUUCCAGACACGUGUAAGGGCGCAGUUCAUCUAUUCAGCAGUAACCGAGAAGUUGAUGGGCAUAAUUCUAAAAUACUCUCAAAUAUGACUACCGAAGGAGCGAUAUCCCGGGCUGUGGAUAGAGUAAGUGGCGAAGCUAAUCCUGCUAUGAAAGAAAAAGCUCUAAACACAGUUGCCAAGUUACCCACGUCUCAAACCUACGGAUUACCUAAUGCUAUAACUUUAAAAAUCACGGCUAAAUAUAUGAUGACAGUAAAUAUUAACACGUCAGACGGACUAGUGAAUGGAACCACGGGGGGUACUGACUGCGAUUGA
Messenger RNA from Parnassius apollo (apollo), 4116 nucleotides. NCBI's taxonomy places the organism in Eukaryota, Metazoa, Arthropoda, Insecta, Lepidoptera, Papilionidae. The record is from the annotation of a GenBank genome assembly.